Acanthoscelides obtectus is the source of this 904-nucleotide messenger RNA. The record is from the annotation of a GenBank genome assembly. NCBI's taxonomy places the organism in Eukaryota, Metazoa, Arthropoda, Insecta, Coleoptera, Chrysomelidae.
CGCGAACUCGUUUGAGUUGUAGGUGUUGCCUAAACGUCAUGAUCUGUUAGUUUGGCUAUGAUGUUUUUUGUGAUUUGUGUUUAAGUUCGUGCAGUAAAAGCCAAAGGGGCUUCGCAUGAUUUAGUGCAAGAGAUUUCUGAAUUACACCAUUAUGGAUUUAUUUUGAAUGAUUUAAAUAUUGCCAAAAGAAAAACGGAGAAAGCCAAAACUACCAGAUAUCUAAUCUGCAAAUUAAAAUAUAUAUCAAAGGAAAAUGAUUAGAAAGAAUCCAAAAUAUGAUAUCAGUACCACGGAGACUUUCGAAUCUGAUGUAAAAUGCACAGUUUUCUCUGCAUUUCAGGUGUCAGAAUUCAGGAGGAUUAGCAAUGAGUUAUUCUUGGGAUGGUCUUCUGAUGUGACAGCUGAAAUUUUCAUCUUGAUCGACCAUAUCAAAGCAGGGCUACACUAUGGGUGCAAAAAAUGUAUGGAAAAUAAACAGUGGUCGGAAACUGUUGGGUCUGAUAAAAAAUAUCUGGUCUUCUGUUGUAUGCAUUGUCAAAAAAUAACUCCUUUUGUAUAUGAAUUGUGCAUUAGUCUAAUAAAAAAUGUCCUUCAUAUGCUGCUCCUCCCCUUGGAAAUCGACAUUCUGCAAUUUUCAAUCUAAACCUGGCAACCCUAAAUGUGUGUCAAUUGUUUACCAAUAACUCUAUGUUUUUAGACGCCACCAUAUUCCUUCAUGUUGGAGUAUAGAAGGAUUGGCAUCAUUAAGCGAUGGUUAAUCAGAGCCAAGGAGAGGUCAAAGAAAUCAAGAGCUCCAUUUGUAGUUAUAAAAAGUUACAUAUUAUAAAAAUAUAUGUAUAUUACUUAUAUACGAGUAUAUAAUAUACUCAUGUUCAUAAGUAUUGACACCUGGUGCUUUUGUUCC